AUGGCGGAAAACCCUAGUCCAGAUGAGCGGGUGGUCAUUGAUGACCUGACCCCCGAGGAGGCCAAUCGAAUCAUACAUUCCCAUCGCAAGGUGCGCUACGGUACCGCCUGUUGGCCCUGUCGCCAGCGCAAAGUAAAGUGCGACAACAAACAACCGUGUGAAAACUGCGUCAAGAGAGAGCACCCUCGGCUAUGUUCUUAUAAGCCCAAUCGCUCAUCAACUUCCAAGCCCACCGCAUCAGGUGCUGCUUCAGAAUCCAGUCAAACUGUUGUCAAUCGUAAGAGGACACAUUCAUUCUCAGAAGUUCCCCGCGAAGAAGCCAUACGCAAGGUCGAGCGUCAGGAAAGUUGGCCGCGCGCCCUUGCAAGCAUUGAUGAACCAGAGGUGGGAGCAGAUCGAUAUCUCGGGCAGAACAGUAUUCCUGCCUUACUGCGCGAGCAGUCUUCACCAGCUCACAAAGGCGAGGGUCUUGACAUUCGACAAGACAUGAGGUCCAUUCUGGGACUCGACACAUCGGCGCCGUUUCCGUUGAUGUCAUCGCAACACCUCCAAAAAUUAACACAAGACAUCUCAAAUGAACUACCAUCCGACCGCGAGGUCAUGAAACCUUCGUUCGACUCAAUCCAGGCUCUCCUUCUUACAUGCUUUGUUCUUCUCAAUGACAUGAAAGCUGAAGCGUCAUGGGCCUUGAUGGGAUUGACCUGUCGCCUGGCCCAGUCUUUAGGUCUGCACAGAACACCACGUAACGAAAGUCGCGAUUGCACGCCGCCAAACACUCAAUCGAAAGAGAUGGUUAGAAGGAGGUUAUGGUGGAGUUGUGUAUGGCACGACACCUUGACGUCGCUUUCUUUUGAUCGAUCUCCAAUGACCAACUUCCCGUGCUGUCCAAUUCCCGUCAUGUCGCCGACGCCCAACGGCAAUUACUCAUACCUCGAAACAAUGUACCAUCUUAUGGAAAUUAUUUCUCGUCGCUUAAACCCCGAUGAUAUGAUGAGUUCGACAUACGCCCAAAUCAUUGAAGAUUGCGAAUCAGUCGAGCAGCUUCGAAGCCGCACGACACCACAAUUACGAGCCAAAGAAAACUGCAAGACAGCGCUCGAUCGCUUACAACACUACGCUAUUCGCCUUCAUACAUCAUUUGUCAUCUCUGUUGCGUGUCGUCCAGCACUUCGUAAAGACAGCGAGUUUGAGCCUGAGCAGCGUAAAACGCUAGCAGAUCGCUGUAAAGAUAACCUAACCGAAACCGUCCGAAUGUUUUUGGCAAUGCACCAACUCUCAGCAAUCCCCACGAGAAGCUGGGCAUUUACGUACCAUGGCCUGUCGUCGGCUUUACUACUAGGCAUACUUUGCGAAACAAAGACAGACCCAGAGGUUCGACAAUUGCAGGGCGAUUUGAUCGCUGCCCUGUCUGCCACCGCCGCCAAGGACGUUAGCUCCCCAGAGCCUCAUGUCAUGACCACCGACAAGGACAUUGAGCUUUCAGGCCCACUCUACCGCGCACUGACGGCCCUCAAAAACAUCUAUGACCACGGCUCCAUUGUCCCAUCGCACCUCAAGAAGGAGGGCGACGCCUCUGCCGCUGGCAGCGGGAGCCGUACGCCUCAAUUCCCCUUUGGGAACGCUGGACAGUAUUCCGGAAACGGCAAUUCAAUGUUUCGCGUUGGCAACGUCCCCCAGAGCGCCGACCCACGCGAGGACGCUGCGCUCGCCAUGGCAGAAAUGCAAGGCGGAGGUGCAUCAAUUCAAGACUUUGCCGGACUUCCAUACAGCCAACAGAUGCAGGCCAACGCAAACCUCAACAUGGACACCAUGAAUGCCAUGAAUGUCGAUCCUACGCAAUACAUGGCUCCCAUGGACCUUUACGAAUCAAUUUGGGGUGAAUCGCCAGACCCUUGGAACACGGGAAUGGACUCGUUGAACUUUGACUUUUUGGCCCAGCCCCCACCAGGCCAGCCUCAGCAGCAGUUCUACUUUUAG
This is a messenger RNA of Fusarium graminearum PH-1, 1977 nucleotides long. RefSeq lists its product as uncharacterized. Lineage: Eukaryota; Fungi; Ascomycota; Sordariomycetes; Hypocreales; Nectriaceae. Gene Ontology annotation, biological process: regulation of DNA-templated transcription; DNA-templated transcription. The transcript has 7 exons. The coding region runs from base 1 to 1977 and encodes 658 amino acids. Gene Ontology annotation, molecular function: DNA-binding transcription factor activity, RNA polymerase II-specific; carboxy-lyase activity; DNA binding. The record is from RefSeq and is a predicted model, not a curated record.